Messenger RNA from Electrophorus electricus (electric eel), 1497 nucleotides. RefSeq lists its product as uncharacterized. The record is from RefSeq and is a predicted model, not a curated record. NCBI's taxonomy places the organism in Eukaryota, Metazoa, Chordata, Actinopteri, Gymnotiformes, Gymnotidae.
CGACAUUCACGGAUCGGAUGAGGCUGACAUAAAAUCCCACUAAAAGUAGGCUGUUGUGGGAAAUAGGUUAUAUUGGGAAAAGGAUACGUUUGGCGUAGAGAGCAAAAAAUAAAUUAAUUAAUGAAUUAAAAAUCCGUCGAACAGAUCAUAGCCGCGGAAGGCGUUUGCAUUCGAGGGAUGCGCUUAAGAAUCCCUUAUAAAUAGAACAAAACGCUGCAGCCGGGUCGUGUCGCAGCUCCAAGCAUGGCAGCUGUCAGUUUAACGGAACCACUUUGCCAGCCAUGUGGUUACAAUGAUCAUUUCAAAGUUGAACUAUACGUGAAAAAGCCCCUGAUGCCGAUCCACCUGAGCCCUGAGCAGGUGGCACUGGAGAUGCUCUGUCUUUGCAGUCAGAUGGACCUCCUCAUAAGGGCUCAGGUCUACCAGUUUCAGGGGCAGCUAAAGCAGGACAGGAGUCCUGAAGAAUCAGAUUCUUUUCAAAAACAAGGAGCUGAAAUUAUAGAUCAGAUGAACCAAAACCUCGAACACCUGCCUAAACCGGCACCCCUCCUGGAGGACUAUCUGGACAUCGCUGGACUAUCUGUCAUGUUCCCUCGAGUAGAGGUUUACAUCAUCCACGGCAGCCCCGUGGACAUGCUGGAGACGCCACCGCUGGACGGGUAUCUCCCUCACCUCGGGAGGCUGAAUCAGUUGCUGGUUCUGAGUCAGCAGCUGGAGGACGACGUGAAACACUUAGGAAGCCACAAAUACAUCCCCCAUCAGCUUGCUGUUAUAUACCAAGUGCUCAGCUGUCUCAAAGACAUACUGCCACUGUCUAGUAUAAAGAGGGACAUUGAGGCCAACUUUAAGCAGAUGAAGAUUUCUUUGAUAAUAGAGGAAGGGGCCCAGCAAGAACCCCAGUUACCAGACCAAUACCUCAGCUGGGUAUCACGGUUAACACACAGCAUAAUAUCAGCAGUGUCUUCACUCGCCGGACAACUCACUGAAGAACUCAGCCCAGUCAUGGCCUUUGUCUCUAAGCUGUCCUGACAAAACUAGUCUGUGGAAUUGAUGCCAUGGCAUUCAUCUGUACUGCCAAAUUUUUGCAGGUGACUGGCAGCAUUUUUAGAAAUACACUGCGACAGCCCAAGGAAUGAUGUGUGCACCCGAUGAGCGAGCAUACCACGAUGACCACUGUGGUUUAAUAAGCAAAUAUUACUGGUUUCAUGCAAGCCUACUAAUUAACGGCACUGAACCAGACCAGAUGAAUGUUUGCAGGACCAGGCUCAGCAAAGGCGCAUCCGUCAUAAAAAUGAAAUAAAGUAGAAGCAAAAAUCAACAGCAGCACAACGCAGACUACGAGAACGAGACGUUAUAAGCAAGAUUAAUGUUUACUAAUAUUGAAUAUAUUUAUUUCACUUCCAUUUGGUUAUUCUGUAUGACUCAUGGUGCUAACAGUAUUCAGUGAAGUCACUUGGAAUACGAAUAAAAGUCUUUACUGUACACCAGAGCCGCACU